AUGGUUGCAGCAAAGAGGGAAGCAACUGUCCUUCCCUCAAUUCAAUUCGAUUCAACAGAUAUCAUCAUAAGAUCUGACGAAAAUGAAAAUUUUCGAAAAAUUCAAGAUCUGGAGUUUGUUGAUCUGCGUGAUCUCUCAAUUAGGUCAUGGAUAUUACCUCCCUGUUUACCCUUCUGCAAGCCUCCAGAAGGUGUUAAAGAUAGCGCUGAGAAUCUCGGUGAGCUUCUAAUGGGAGAUAGAAUCGAAAACUCCCCUUAUAAGUUCAAAAUGCACGCUAACCAAACUGAAAUCUUCCUCUGUCAAACAAAACCCUUAUCAAGCGAGGAAUUCAAACUGUUAACAAGUAGAAUCGACGAAAUGUAUCAAGUCAAUGUGAUCCUCGACAAUUUGCCUGCAAUUCGUUACACUAGAAAGGAUAACUUCUUGGUGAGAUGGACAGGGUAUCCUCUUGGAAUCAAAGUUCAAGAUACAUAUUACGUCUUCAAUCACUUAAAAUUCACAGUUCUUGUUCACAAAUACGAAGAAACAAAUGUUGCAAGCGUUAUGGGGACAGGGGAUGCAGCUGAAGUGAUUCCAUCGGUUAACAAACCGGAAUCAGACAUUCCGGGGUAUAUUGUGGUCGGAUUCGAGGUCACUCCUUGUAGUGUUCAACACAAUGCCCAGUCUUUAAAGAACUUGAAAAUGUACGAAAAAUACCCUUCCACGAUUGCUUGCGAAUCCAACACUGUAACCAUGGCUAUAAAGGAAAACGAACCCGUGGCAUUUUCAUAUGAAGUUUCAUUCGUUGAAAGUGAUAUCAAAUGGCCAUCAAGAUGGGAUGCUUAUUUGAAAAUGGAAGGAGCAAAAGUCCACUGGUUUUCAAUCCUGAAUUCAUUAAUGGUCAUCACUUUCUUGGCGGGAAUCGUGCUUGUGAUAUUCUUAAGAACUGUUCGCCGGGAUUUGACUCAUUACGAAGAGCUCGACAAAGAAGCACAAGCCCAGAUGAACGAAGAGUUAUCAGGUUGGAAACUUGUCGUCAGCGAUGUCUUUCGCAUCCCAACCUACCCGGCGCUCCUCUGUGUAAUGGUCGGCGACGGCGUUCAGAUUCUCGGAAUGGCGAUGGUCACAAUCUUGUUCGCAGCGCUAGGGUUCAUGUCUCCGGCGUCCCGCGGCACUCUCCUCACCGGAAUGCUAUUCUUCUACAUGGUUCUCGGAAUCUUAGCCGGAUAUGUCGCCGUUCGUCUCUGGAGAACGAUUUCCUCCGGCGAUCAGAAAGGAUGGGCGUCCGUUUGCUGGAAAGUCGCCUGCUUUUUCCCGGGUAUCGCGUUCUUCAUCCUUUUCAUCUUAAAUUUCCUUCUUUGGGGUUCUCAUAGCACCGGAGCAAUUCCGUUUUCUCUCUUCGUCAUCUUGAUUCUUCUCUGGUUUUGCGUAUCUGUUCCAUUAACACUCGUCGGUGGAUACUUCGGUGCUAAAGCACCACACAUCGAAUACCCGGUUCGAACCAAUCAAAUCCCUCGGGAAAUCCCGGCCCAAAAAUACCCUUCUUGGCUCCUCGUUCUCGGCGCCGGAACUCUCCCAUUCGGGACUCUUUUCAUCGAGCUUUUCUUCAUCAUGUCGAGCAUUUGGAUGGGUCGGGUUUAUUACGUGUUCGGGUUUUUAUUCAUCGUGUUGAUUCUUCUUGUGGUGGUGUGUGCUGAGGUGUCAUUGGUUUUGACUUACAUGCAUUUGUGUGUGGAGGAUUGGAGGUGGUGGUGGAAGUCGUUUUUUGCUUCGGGAUCGGUGGCGUUAUACAUUUUCUUGUAUUCGAUAAACUAUCUUGUGUUUGAUUUGAAGAGCUUAAGUGGGCCCGUUUCGGCUACCCUUUAUUUGGGUUACUCGUUGUUCAUGGUUAUAGCGAUUAUGCUUGCAACGGGGACUGUGGGGUUACUUUCGUCUUUUUGGUUCGUUCACUACUUGUUCUCUUCGGUGAAGCUUGAUUGA
Lactuca saligna is the source of this 1959-nucleotide messenger RNA. The record is from the annotation of a GenBank genome assembly. Lineage: Eukaryota; Viridiplantae; Streptophyta; Magnoliopsida; Asterales; Asteraceae.